Messenger RNA from Perca flavescens (yellow perch), 2354 nucleotides. It is a transcript of the gene pcsk1, whose product is annotated as proprotein convertase subtilisin/kexin type 1. Gene Ontology annotation, molecular function: serine-type endopeptidase activity. Gene Ontology annotation, biological process: peptide hormone processing. The transcript is spliced from 14 exons. The record is from RefSeq and is a predicted model, not a curated record. Gene Ontology annotation, cellular component: neuron projection; membrane. Bases 1 to 2334 code for a protein of 777 amino acids. Lineage: Eukaryota; Metazoa; Chordata; Actinopteri; Perciformes; Percidae.
AUGGAAGUGAGAUGUCGUCCAGCGGUGAUGUGUUGUGUUUUCGCCAUCCUCUUCUCCGUGGUUCCCCGGUCGCUGGAGUCCUCUUACAGGGACAGACAGUACCUGAACGAGUGGGCAGUGGAGAUCCCAGGCGGACUGGCCGCUGCGGAGGGGAUCGCCAGAGAGCUGGACUACAAACUGGUCCGACAGAUCGGGGCCCUGGAAGACCAUUUCUUGUUCAAACACCGCAAUCAUCCUAGCAGAAUGAAACGAAGCGCCAGCCAUAUCACCAGGCGGCUGUCGGAGGAUGAUCGGGUGUUGUGGGCAGAGCAGCAGUACGAGAAACGUCGCAGCAAGCGAGCUUCCCUGGGGGAGUGCAGGGACUGCCCAGUGGAUAAGCUGUUUGAUGAUCCCAUGUGGAACCAGCAGUGGUACCUGCAAGACACACGGACUUCUUCUUCGCUGCCAAAGCUGGACCUGCACGUGAUCCCUGUGUGGCAGAAAGGCAUCACAGGAAAAGGAGUGGUCAUCACCGUUCUGGAUGACGGGCUGGAGUGGAACCACACAGACAUCUACUCCAACUACGAUGCAGCAGCCAGCUACGAUUAUAACGACAACGACCCGGACCCUUUCCCCAGAUACGACUCCACUAAUGAAAACAAACAUGGGACCAGGUGUGCUGGGGAGAUCGCUAUGCAGGCAGACAACAAUAAAUGUGGUGUUGGGGUGGCAUACAACUCCAAGGUUGGAGGGAUUCGAAUGCUGGAUGGGAUUGUGACUGAUGCCAUCGAGGCCAGCUCUAUUGGGUUCAAUCCAAACCAUGUGGACAUCUACAGUGCCAGCUGGGGACCCAACGAUGAUGGCAAGACAGUGGAGGGCCCUGGCCGCCUGGCCCAGAAGGCAUUUGAAUACGGUAUCCAGAAGGGCCGUGGUGGAAAAGGCUCUAUCUUUGUUUGGGCAUCAGGUAAUGGUGGGCGCCAGGGCGAUAACUGUGACUGUGACGGUUACACAGACAGCAUCUACACCAUCUCAAUCAGCAGUGCCUCCCAGCAGGGCCUGUCCCCGUGGUACGCUGAGAAGUGCUCCUCCACUCUGGCUACAGCAUACAGCAGUGGAGACUACACCGACCAGAGGAUUACGAGUGCUGAUCUGCACAAUGAGUGCACUCAGACUCACACUGGAACAUCGGCCUCUGCCCCCCUAGCUGCUGGUAUAUUCGCUCUGGCACUGGAACAAAACCCAGAUCUUACCUGGAGAGACUUGCAGCACAUUGUGGUCUGGACCUCAGAGUUCGAUCCUUUGGCCAAUAACCCAGGCUGGAAGAGGAACGGAGCGGGGCUGAUGGUCAACAGCCGCUUUGGUUUUGGCCUUCUCAACGCUAAAGCCCUGGUGGACCUCGCCGACCCAGCCUCUUGGAAGCAUGUGCCUGAAAAGAAGCAAUGCAUCGUCAGGGAUGAUUCUUUCCAGCCCAGGGAGCUGAAAGCAGCAGGGGAGAUCACUAUAGAGAUUCCAACCAAAGCCUGCGCAGGGCAGGAGAACGCGGUCAGCUCAUUGGAGCAUGUGCAGGUGGAGGCCAGCAUUGAAUACACCAGGAGAGGGGACCUGCACAUAACACUCACCUCCCCAGCCGGCACAAGCACAGUGCUGCUGGCUGAGCGGGAGAGGGACACAUCCUCUAAUGGCUUCAGGAACUGGGACUUUAUGUCUGUUCAUACAUGGGGAGAAGAUCCUGCUGGUACAUGGACCCUAAAGAUCACAGAUACUUCGGGCCGUAUGCAGAACGAAGGUCAGAUUUUGGACUGGAAGCUGAUUCUUCAUGGGACGUCAGAGAAGCCAGAGCACAUGAAGAAACCUAGAGUGUACAUUCCCUACAAUGCAGUGCAGAAUGACCGCCGUGGUGUGGAACAUAUGGAUGACAUGAUGGAGGAGCCCACACAGGCCUAUCCACCUCCAAAGACUGAGACUGCACAAGAUUCCCUUCCUUCCAACCCAGAGAAGGACCCCAGAAAGCCUUCUAAUCCACCCUACUCCCCCUCCAUGGCCCUGCUGCGUCUUCUUCAGACGGCCUUCAACAGGCAGACCCCUGCCCUGCAGCAGCCCCAGUCUGUAGCCAAGCCCUCCUCCACCUGGAGGAAGCAGCAGCCGGGCCAGAGCCUCUCUCCUCCUGCAACAAGACUCCCCUCUCAAUCAUUGUACCAGGCUCUGGACAUCAUCAACAAGUACCGGGGCCGGGCCCCCGAGGACAGUGUCUACAGUGAUUACACGGAUGGCUUCUACAGCACCAAGCCGUACAGGCACAGAGAUGACCGACUGCUGCAGGCCCUGUUUGAGAUGAUAGAUGAUGACCGCAAUUGAAGGCCCUGAGGAAAGGGGAG